GACGGUUAGGGCGGGGCCCCCGGGGCAUGAUGGGAGAGAGCGUGUCCAAACGGCUGAGGAGCGAGACCGAGAUGGAGGAGCGCUCGUUCUGCAACCCCUUCCCCGACUACACGGCCCCCGCCACAGCCACAGCCACCGCCACCGACCCCGGGGAGCUGGACCAGUGGUUCGACACGCAGGGAAAGAUCAAUCCCAUCUUCAGAAAGCGGAUUGAAACUAAAAUAAAGGACCUCCUGAUACAGAUGGAGGAGGGUCUGAAGACUGCAGAUCCUCAUGAUUGUUCUGCUUACACUGGUUGGACAGGGAUCGCCCUUCUUUACCUGCAGUGUUUCCGUGUGACACACAAGUUGGCACAUCUUCAGCGUUCCCUGGACUAUGUGAAGAGGACUUUGCGUAAUCUGAAUGGUCGAAAAGUCACAUUUCUGUGUGGUGAUGCCGGACCUUUAGCUGUUGGUGCUGUGGUGCACCAUAAACUGAAAAAUGAAACUGAAUCUCUGGAUUGCAUUAAGAAACUUCUACAUUUGCACAGAAGUGUUGUUAGCUUGGAUUCAGAAAUUCCAGAUGAGCUGUUGUAUGGCCGAGCUGGGUAUUUAUAUGCUUUGUUGUAUGUGAAUGCAGAGAUUGGGCCAGACAUUGUUCCUCAGACUAAUAUUAAGGAGGUGGUUAAUGCCAUCAUUGAAUCUGGUAAAAACCUUUCCAAAGAAGAGCGCAAAGUUGACCGCUGCCCACUUAUGUAUCAGUGGCACAGAAAAUUGUAUGUUGGAGCAGCCCAUGGUCUAGCAGGGAUCUACUACAUGUUAAUGCAGCCAAGUGCUAAGGUGGAACCAGAGAUUCUGAUAGAACUGGUAAAACCCAGUGUGGACUAUGUGCGACACAAAAAAUUCAGAUCUGGAAAUUACCCCUCGUCACUGAGUAAUGAAACUGACAGACUGGUCCAUUGGUGCCAUGGUGCACCUGGUGUUAUACAUAUGUUGAUACAGUCACAUAAGACCUUUAAGGAGGAAAAGUACCUGAAGGAUGCAAUAGAGUGCAGUGACGUAAUCUGGCAACGAGGCUUGCUAUGUAAGGGUUAUGGAAUCUGUCAUGGGACUGCAGGGAAUGGCUACUCUUUCCUUUCGCUUUAUAACUUAACUCAGGACAAAAAGUACCUCCACAGAGCCUGCAAGUUUGCGGAAUGGUGUUUGUCCUAUGGAACACAUGGAUGUCGGAUCCCUGAUAGACCGUACUCUUUAUUUGAAGGCAUGGCUGGAGCUGUUCACUUUUUAUCUGAUGUGCUGAAUCCAGAAACAGCCCGCUUACCAGCAUUUGAACUCUGACGUACAACAAAUUAGAGCCGAUGAAGAAUCCAAUAUUUUGUCUGAUUUUCAGAAUGAACUUCUUUUCUGAGAGGAAUAGGUUCUCUUGGUGUCCCUUGUAAGAAAUACAGAUGCCAAAACUACCACGUUCUCAAGAACUACGGGACAUUGAAAAUAGUGUGUUGAGAAAAAUCUUUUUUGUCUUUAAAUUCAGAAUGGUAUUCGAGUAAGAAGCCAUUAUAAAUUUAAUGCAAGUAUUCAGGUUUUUGAUUGUAUGCAUGCUUAAUACGUUGGUGUUAGUGACUUGUCUUUGUUCUUGUUUGUGAAAAAGUCAUACUAUUUGUAAAGUCUUCAUGAUAGUGUUCUUUUGUGCAUGUACAGAAGUGCAUAGAACCAGUCAUUGAUCCUCUGGCAUAAAUUUGCUGAGUUAUCUAUAGGAUAAGCCUUACUUGGUUUAAUGCUAGAUAUAUUGAAGACUGACAAAAUCAUUUGGCUCAUUAAUAUGUUAAAAAUAAUUUAUUGUUCAUUGUUUUGGUCACACGUUGUUAAGUAAAGCAAGCUUUUGAGUUUCAAAAUGUAAUGCUAAAAUCUCCCACUCUUCCUUCCAUUCCUGUUUACUGUUAUACUGCUGCACUGAAAGUAGACUGGCCGUCAUCAAGUUAAUGUUUCAUUUAGGUUUUGCAGUUUGCCUAAAUACUGAUGAACGUGAGCAUAAUUCUUAGAGGAUGCUGUAGGGAAAAAUGUUUUAACACUAGCCAAUAAUUACAGAGACAAGGUUUCAUAAGAGCAAAAUUCCUUCUAGUGUUAACAACAACAAAAAAUUAACAUGUUUUGCCUUAGAACUGUUCACCUUUACAACAGAUCAGAUUGUCUACUGAGCUUGAUGUUCACCUGUACCAGUUGCUUUGCUAUAGCAGGAAAUCUAUAAACCAUACAGGUAAAUAUGGCUAGAUGAAAGAAAACGAAUGAGACCUACAGAAAUUUGGCAAAGUUAAAAUUUAUUGAGUCAACCAAUGUUUUGAUAAACCAUUGUUAUCUUGGCAUUUUUGCCUGUUGUAUUAUUAAGCAGCCUAACUUUCCUUUGUCCCCAACAAGAAGUGCCAAAUGCAAAAUUAAAAGUAUAUGUACUUAAAAGUUUUAAGUCUUUUUGUAAAAAGUGCAUUGUGUGAUAUUUGGAUUUGUAACACAAACCUAGUUGUCAUUGUGUUAUAGGUAUUGUAGGCUGUGCCAUGGUCGUUUAUUUUACUGUAACCCAAAACUUUCCAUGGCUAAUUUUUCUUGAGUUGAAAUAUAUGGUUUGUAUGAUUUAUUGUUCUCAGUCAUCUGUUUCUUCUUCAGAUACAGUAUUGUACUUUAAUGUUUAAAAGCAGGCCUUUGGGGAGUAUGAACAGCUUGUCAGAAAAUAUUGACAUUUGUAUUUGUUUUGAUUUCCUUUUCUGUUUGUAUACUUGUCUUAGUUAAGUUAUUCCAUUAUUAAGAACCAAAGAUGGUGUGCAAACCAUAGAUACAAAUUUCAGCACAGUGUAAUUGUCUAAUGUCUACUCUAAUUGUAACUAUCUAAUUUUUGAGACAAUGCAUAUGUUUUUAAAGCUGCAGCAUUCCACUGAUGUUCAUGGGCUUUUAAAAUCAUCCCAUACAUGACUGUCAGUGAAAAUGAUGCCACACUGUUUUAUAUGCACUGUUCUAUGCUGUCUAGACUGAUGUGUCUUUCUAACUGUCCAAACUGUAAUUUGCUUUCAUUAGAGCCCACUUCUUAAAGUUUCCCAGUGGGUAUAAAUCUACAUCUGAUGUUACUGAGUGACAGGUGAUCUCACAAAUUUGCUUUAGUAUGAUGAAGCAAUAAAAUAAAGUUGCUGCUGUAGGAAA
Messenger RNA from Callorhinchus milii (elephant shark), 3161 nucleotides. RefSeq names its product LanC lantibiotic synthetase component C-like 2 (bacterial) (gene lancl2). Bases 27 to 1316 code for a protein of 429 amino acids. The transcript has 9 exons. Lineage: Eukaryota; Metazoa; Chordata; Chondrichthyes; Chimaeriformes; Callorhinchidae. The record is from RefSeq and is a predicted model, not a curated record. Gene Ontology annotation, biological process: peptide modification; carbohydrate metabolic process. Gene Ontology annotation, cellular component: plasma membrane.